AUGUCUGCCUCGCUCCCCGGCGACCGCGAGCUGCCGCGCUCGCAGUACGAUCUGUCAACGUACUUUGGCCGAGUUCAGCACGCCAUUACGCUGACUGACCCGAGCACGCUCUUCGCCGGACACGCGGGCCUCGAAAAUGCCAAGCAGCUGGUCACAAAGUACAAGACGGGCGAGAUUAAGGAGAUGACGCCCGAUCUCUGGAACGCCAAAAAGAUUGUCGACUCGACCCUUCACCCUGAUACUGGCGAGCCCGUUUUCCUGCCCUUCCGAAUGUCCUCGUUCGUCCUGUCCAACCUCGUCGUGACGGUCGGCAUGUUGCAGCCCGGCCUCGGCGCCCUGGGCACCGUCGGGUGGCAGGUGGCCAACCAGUCGCUCAACGUGGCCGUCAACAGCUCCAACGCCAACAAGUCGUCGCCGAUGACCACCGCGACGCUCGCCAAGUCCUACGGCAUUGCCGUGACCGCCUCGUGCUCCGUCGCGCUCGGCCUCAACGCGCUCGUGCCGCGUCUGCGCGUCUCGCCGUCGACGCGCAGCGUGCUGCGGCGACUGAUCCCCUUCGCGGCCGUCGCCUCGGCCGGCGCGCUCAAUGCGUACAUCAUGCGGCGCGGGGAGAUUGCCACGGGCAUCGACGUGCGGCCGGUCAUUUCGGAGGAGCGCAAGCGGCAGCUGCAGGCGGAGGGCCGGUCGGAGCGCGACGCGGUGCCUUCGCUGGGGCGCAGCCGCAAGGCGGCCAAGCUCGCCGUGUACGAGACGGCGGCGAGCCGCGUCUUCAACAACAGCCCGAUCAUGAUCAUCCCGGCCAUGGUGCUCUACCACGUGCAGGAGAAGCAGGCGUGGUACCGGCGGCUGAUGGCGCGGCCGUGGGUGCAGGCGCGGCCGAACGUGGCGAUGCUGGUGCCGAUCGGCCUCAACCUGGGCCUCAUCACGGUGGUGUCGUUUGCGGCACUGCCGCUGGCGCUCGCCGUGUUCCCGCAGCAGCAGGAAAUCAGCGCCGACAACCUGGAGCCCGAGUUCCACGGCAAGGGCGGCGACGGAGGCAAGGUUUGGUUCAACCGCGGGCUGUAA
Molecule: messenger RNA, 1065 nt
Organism: Cordyceps fumosorosea ARSEF 2679
Lineage: Eukaryota; Fungi; Ascomycota; Sordariomycetes; Hypocreales; Cordycipitaceae
Product: Tricarboxylate/iron carrier
Exons: 3
Coding region: 1-1065 (354 amino acids)
Biological process (GO): monoatomic ion transport; mitochondrial transmembrane transport
Cellular component (GO): mitochondrial inner membrane
Molecular function (GO): monoatomic ion transmembrane transporter activity
Source: RefSeq, a predicted model, not a curated record